AUGAAAGUGAAAAAUCGAAAAUCGAUGAAUUUUUCCCCAUUUUUUCUCUGUCCUCAUUUUGAAAAACUCUGUGGUUUUUUGUUUCCCCAAUUGAAGGGAUAUUUUUGUGGAUAGGAUUAGGUAUAGUUUACCGAGCGAUUGUUGAUCGAACGAGACCACUGCGCUGCGCAUUCGACAUUGUUUUCGUUGUUGAUCCCGUUGAUUCGCAGUUUUCAGCCUGAUCAUGUCUUCCCCCGGACCGCAUUAUUACGACAUGGAUUUAACCCACGCCCCGGCCCCCUCCGUAGCCCGCUUGGUCGUCAUCGCCGGCCCCGCGUGCAGCGGGAAAUCGGGCCUGAUCAAGCGGUUGUUGACCGAUCUGGGCAAGGACAAGAUCGGGUUCAGCGUGUCGCACACGACACGGCCGCCGCGGCCCGAGGAGCAGGAGGGCAUCCACUACCACUUCUUCACCGACGAGGCCUUCGAGAUGGCCGUGCAGAACAACGAGUUCGUCGAGCACACCGAGUUCUGCGGCCACCGCUACGGGACGUCGAAGCGCGCCGUGUUGAGCGUGCUGGAGACGGGCAAACUGUGUCUGCUGCAGCUCAACAUGCAGGGCCUCAAGAAUCUCAAGAAGCUCGACUUGAAUCCGGUGUGCAUCUGGAUCGACACGCCGAACCUGGAGGAGCUGGAGGAGCGCAUCACGGAGCGGGGCGCGGAGUCGGAGGCGGAGCUGGAGGAGCGGCUGGCGGCGGCCAAGGAGGAGAAGGCGUACGGCCGCACGCCCGGCCUCUUCGACUUCCUCAUCGUCAACGACAACUUCGACGUGGCCUACGACGAGCUCAAGCAGCUCAUCGAGCGCCUCUACACGCAGACCGCCCACCAGCAGCAGCAACAACAACACGACCAGGCCAACAGCCACGCAUCACCCUAAAUCCACAAAACGUCGUUGGAUUUCUUGGCGUUGGGGAAUGUGAAGCAAGCUGGGAAAUUAUUUAUUAGAAAAUACAGAUACCGGCACAGAAAUGCACUUUGUUGGUUGUUUUUUUUGUAAGAUUUUGCGCGUGAGGAUGAAUGUGAUGUGGAUGCUUUUUUAUCUCUCCAUGUAACGUUGUGACAUUAGGCUCGAAUUGACUUAAUCCAUUUGUAUUUCGAUCAUCAUUCUAAUUCUGUACAGCUGUACUCUAUAUUUCCGAUAUUUUUCUUGUUAUGUGCUGCAAAAACCCGCAUUUAAUUCAGUGCUUGCCUAUUUCUUCGGUCUGCAUGGAAAAAAAAUCUUCAACGCAGUUAUUUUCUGUACUAAAAUUGGUAUAAUAAUAAAUUUUAAAACAGUUUAAAAUGUAU
Messenger RNA from Paramacrobiotus metropolitanus, 1323 nucleotides. RefSeq names its product guanylate kinase-like. Lineage: Eukaryota; Metazoa; Tardigrada; Eutardigrada; Parachela; Macrobiotidae. Gene Ontology annotation, molecular function: GMP kinase activity. Gene Ontology annotation, biological process: purine nucleotide metabolic process. Gene Ontology annotation, cellular component: cytosol. The coding region runs from base 224 to 913 and encodes 229 amino acids. The transcript is spliced from 3 exons. The record is from RefSeq and is a predicted model, not a curated record.